AUGCAUAUGGCUUCCGAUUCUAACAUUAGUUUAAGUUUUACUAACCUCCCCAUCCCGCGACUGUGCGAGAGGGGUUGUGACGAGCGGGAGAAAAUGAAAGUUCGAAAAAUUACAGUUUUGACAGCUGAUGUUGAAGAUGUCUCUUUCAUUGCUGAAAGCUUACGAUGUCUGCCUGACGUGGCCUCUCUCUCCUUUCUCCGACAUGAGUUUCUCGCUGGUAAUAAGCUCUUCCUGCCAAUCCUUAAGGCGUGCAUGCUUCAUGAGCGUCUGCUAUCUGCGCUGGAUCGCCGUGAGCAACAGUACCAUACCCCCAAUCUGUGCACGGGCUGUAUCCGAUCUGGCCUGUGCUAUGGAUGUGACAAGGCUGCCAUGCCACAUUAUCACAUGGACAAGGUUGCGAAGACUGGAGGAGGGUUCACCUACUAUAAGCGUGAUCGGCCUGGCAACUUGAUGGAGGGAAAGGAUCCCCGAAAUUGGAGUUCCAGGUUUCGAAGGGAAUUCCAAGAACUCGCCAAACAAAUGGCUUCACUGGGCUCCCCUGCAGAAGUUGAUGAGAAUGGCACGAAUGACAAGAGGCCGCUGUCACUCAUCCCAGACUUCAGUCGUCAGCCUGCCCUCCCAGACAUUUCUGAUCUUGGAUUGGGCACAGAUGAAGACGCGGACACGGCUGGCUUGCAGUCAGGGGACGAAGACAAGGAAGCGAAUGUGGGGGAAGUGAGCAUGGCAGAUCUGAUAAAACCACACGGAGUUCUCAAGUAUACCGAAGCUCCCUCUACUACCCGAGACAGCGGCAUGGACGACAGUUCCGUAUGCGCUAAGCUUUCAGAGGUCGCUGACCUACAGGAUGUGAUUCCUCAAGGGUUUGGGCCAGAGGUGUUCAGCUUCCAAGGCUGGGUCACUGAGGGUGAAGAGUUCCCAAAGGGAGAUUACCAGAAUGAUGAGAAAAAUGUGGGAAAACUGCCGUUGUAUCUGCAACGGAGGCUCCACACAAAUUCCCCUGGUGGUGAAGAGUUAGCGGGGUUGGAUGGCACUUCACUGACGGUAAGCCAGCCUUUCGACGUCCACAAUUUCGACAUCCACAAUUUCGACAUCCACAAUUUCGACGAACAAGCCAGAAAUGAAGUUGAGCGUAGUGACUCAGAACAGUGCAGUGACGGAAAAGAUAGAGGACUCCGGACUCGAGACAGACAACGGCUCUACAAAGGACCUGGAGAAAAUGCACCUCCUGCAUUCAAACUAAAAUCCCGGGAGAAGAAGGAGAUUGUGUCUCGCAGUCCAUUCAGCACGGACAGACAGCUUGAUGUACCAACCGGAGAAGGAUUUAUGGUCAAAAAGAGCAACAAAAAACUGACGGAGUUCACUGAGUUUAACCGAUCAGGACAGAACUGGAAGGAGCCAAAGAAGUUUGAGUUACAAGAAAACGUGAGAAAAACAACAGAAUUUUGGUCUCCACCUUCAAAGGGAGAGAAACGCAAAACUCGUAGGAGAUUGCCAAAUAAGCCUAAGCCAGCAAGUCCCGUUGUUCCAGACAAUUCUGUUGUAUCCCCCGACUCUGGGCUUGAAAGUGAAAAGUUUCAAGUUGAGAUUCCACAGCGAUUGUUGGAUUCCCUGAGUCACCAUGGGUACAGCAUUCCAGACGAUCGGUUACCGAAGAAGGACACGAAAGAAACAGGCCGUUUUUGGAAUUCCUAUUUCAGCAACAGCGACGAAGGUUCACCGAUUCAGAUACCACAGCGAUUGUUGGAUUCUUUGGAUCAACAUGUCUACAGCAUUUCUGGUGAUUUGCUAUCGAAGGAUUAUAUGAAAGAAACAGGCCGUUUUUGGAAUUCCUAUUUUAGCAACAUUGACGAAGGAUUGUCACCAGUUCAGAUUCAACAGCGAUUGUUACAUUCCUGGGAUCAGCAUGGGGACAGCAUUCCAGAUGAAUGUCUACCCAAGGCCAUGAAAGAAAGUAGACAUUCUUUGAACUCUUAUUUCAACGAUGAAGGAUCAUUAUCUUCGAUUGCAACUGACAUGGAGUCAGAUGUCUUUGAAACACCUCUUGGGUCAUCAAAAACAUCUGAAAAUUCUCAAAGAAGCUUGGACUCCCUGAAUUCUAUUGGGACACCCCCAGAUCAUGAUUCCCCAGGAUUACCUCUGACCUCUCCUGACUUUGACCUCUCAUUGGCUGAUAUUGGAGAGGAAGUAUUACCUCUGACCUAUGUGGACCCCAUUCAGGUCAUUGACAGUUCAAAGAUGAGAAAGUUGAGGAAGAAGCGGAGGAAGCGUUCAAAACGGUUAGCUUCUGAUGAGCAGAUGGAACAGGUGGACGUGGAUGAUAUUGAAGUUAAAGUUGAAAAUGCUGAAGGUGAUGAACAAAAAGCUGAACAAACUGAGUUGAACAUGGACUUCGAAGCUUCCAAAAGAUACAUGUUGAAAGUGGGUGAGCCGUUGUCCGAGCACGAAAGUCCUGAGGAAGACACCAGUAUGUUGAUGGUGCAGAGCGCUGAAAAUGAUGGAGAUCAAACAAACGUUGUUGUUAUUCCAACUGACUCGCCACUUGCUUCUGCAGACUCUCUGGAAACACCACACACUAUCUCAAGGCAAAACAGCCACGAAUCUGAAACGAGGACCAAUUCUACAUCCGUGUAUGAUGCUUUCUCUAGAACAAACUCCACUGUGUCGGGUGGACGGGGGCGAAUAUCAAGACUAAAAUCUACAGGAAACAUGUCCACUGUCAGCUCUGGAAAUCGCACGUCAGUUAGUUCUUGUCAGGAAAAGCGCAAACCAGUCAUAAGAUCCCCUGAGAAAAUCUUCACAGGCCUAGAUGAUGAACUUCUACGAAAGCUUCCCAGUAUCAAAGUACAGCUAGAGAAAUUAGGUGUCGACCUUGACGCAUGGAAGGAGGGUCGCAGGUCUAAAAACUCAGACGUUGAGACGGCGUUGCUGGAUAACUCCGAGAAGGGGACAGAUUUUUUGUCCGUUGUGUCAAAAUGUCCUGUUCAUUCAAGGCCCUCAUCAUCCUCUUCAAACAGAGCAAGAAGCCCACGUUUGUCAGCGCGGAAGAUGGAAGAGCAGGAUGCAGGAACGAAGUCGGCCAAUAAUCUGCCAUCGAUACAGCAGGAAGCGAUUUCGGGAGAACACUGCGCCUCAAAGCUCUCCAAAGUCCCAUUGAAAGAGGACACCUCAAAGGAUACCUGUGGGACAGAGAUAGAGACAAUCAAAGAUUCCUCAACAGAUGAUACGCCCCCUCCUGAACCCCCUGCCUCAGCCAAACCCAAAAGACCGGUGCUUAAGAGGCAGAAGAAAGGGGUGGUUCGUAAAGUUGUGAAGCCACCAUCUCCUAAACUGCCAGAGAUUAAGCCCCCUCCAAGUGUGAAACCACUGAGCGAUGACUCUGUCAAAUCUCUGACCCCACCCUCAUCACAGUCAGACCUUAGUCCUCUACCCCCCAUAGAGCCCCCGGAGCUACCAGACUUCAUAUUUCCAGAAUCUAAACCAAAACCACAAAGAAUAAAAACUAUGAUUGCUACUCCAUCUCCUGUUGUGACUAAGGAAGUGAAGAAAACCAGGAAACCCCCACCAAAAGUCAGGAAACAAGUGAAGAUUAAGCAUGCGAAGCGUUCAGUUGCCGAGGCCCCGGUUACUAGGGAGGAGUUACAGCAGGCAACUGAUCCCCUGGACUUCCUCGCUAAAUACUGUAUUAUACAUAAAGAUCGGUUGCCGCUAUACCAGCGAGUUUUCCAGAAAGCAGUGUCUCAGCAGUCGCCAAAGUACCAAAGGGAAAUAACUCCGCCAGUAUCAAGUCGAGACACGCCCAGGGAUAAUUCAGCUGUUUCCACAGCAAUGAAUGAUGGAGGACUGCCAAAUGGCAUUGUGGGUAAUGGCGGAGAACAGCCGCAGUAUGUGCCGCAGUUGUCUCCCCAUGAAAUGAAAAUGCUUCAUGAUUUGACAGUGAUUAACCGAGCCCCCAGUGUCAUGACGACGGGUGUGAGUCCAGCUGAGGAAUAUUUGGACAAAUUAAAGUUUUCAUUUGAGCUUCUUCACGAUAAACAGAUUAAGUUGAAGAACCAGCUGAAGGAGCUAGAUGCCAGAAGACUGAAUAUCAUCGCAACCAAAGCAAAGGAAAUGUUUCCCGAUAUGUUGUCGUCAAACGGUGAGAAAAAGACGAAGAAAAAGAGCGCCAAGAAAAGUGGAAAGAAGAGCUCUCAGUCUAGGCAGUCCAAGGAGGUGCUAUUCAGUCAGGCGAGCUCCCCUGUGGAAGAAAAUGCACCCGAAACCCCAACCCCUCCCAUGGUAGACCCCAACAGUGACGUAGGCAUUCUACAGAGGCUCAGUAACAAGGCUUUUGAUGCGGUGUGUGCGACAUCAGAAGUGGUGAGAGUGGAGGUAGAGAUUGAACGCGGGGAGGAAAAGCUACAGAAUGUGAUGGUUAGGCUAGAAGAACUACAAGCUGAGACGAGUAUAGUAAAGCUGUACUGUAUGGAGUAUUUCUUCCAGUCGGAGAUGCAGAUGACGAAACCUAAGGACUUCUUGAGACAGCAGAGUGGUCUUUACAAUUCCCUCCACCCCACACCUGACACUGAGAUUAACAUGAGCGAGGUGGGACCUGCAUUACAGAUGAUCAACAAUAACCUGCUGACCAACAAGGAAAUGGAGUACCUCUUCCACAUCUUGAACUUACCUGGACGCACACGGAUAAACUUCCACCUGUUCUCCGUACUUGCAGCUCUGUCAGAAAGAGUAGCCCAGCUAGAUCCUCUCGUUAAGAAACUUAUCAACAAACUAAACUAUGAGGCCCUUGAUAUUAAAAUGGAAAAGUGCAAGGAGUUGUUUGCCCUGCUACAUGAUGGAGAAUACCUCCCCGGGGGUAGGGCGUCGGCCAGCACCCUGGCGGUGGAGCUCACAGCAGGGGGGCUGACCCCAGAACAUACGGCUUACGUUUUGAGCAAGUUCGAUCGUGAUGGUUCUGGUGUCAUAGACUUCAUGGAUUUUGUCACCUAUGUACCGCUCUUCAUCGAAAUUCACCAGAGAAUUGUGGAUGACCCUUUACGUCUUGACCUUGACCUUUGAUGAAUGACUUUGGCUUCUGAAGAUAUGGCCUUGACCUUUACCUUUAUGCUUGACCUUGAGCUGUGAUGACUAGCCUUGGUCUUUGAUGGUAUUGCUUUGAUUUUAAAUGUUAAGAGUUGACUUUUGAUGAAUGGCCUUGGCAUCUAAAGAUAUAACUUUUAGUCUCACUUUUAAAGUUGACUGUGAGCUGUGAUUUGCAAUCUGAAAUGUCCAAGGUGAUUAAUUUUUCUCCUGCAUGUUAAGUCAUAGAAUCUUUGUAUCUGUGUGGCAAAAGAGGACUGCUGUUGGUCAGAUAGCUCAUGGCCUGUGUUGUUUGAUAUCCCAAGCAAUGUACCGGUCAGCCCACUACCGGGAUAUAUACUGCAGCUGUGGGUGUCAUGUCUAGCACCAUUGGCAUGGUGUUCUAGUGAGGCGGCGCCAUAAUGAUGUUAACUGUUGUUUGAGACAUGACUUAUUUGUCUCAGAGAAUUAAGCUGAAAUGAUGUUGAAAUCAAAGUUAAACCUCAAAAGUCAAGGUAAUAAUCAUUUUGUAAACUUUGGUUUAUGU
Molecule: messenger RNA, 5599 nt
Organism: Liolophura sinensis
Lineage: Eukaryota; Metazoa; Mollusca; Polyplacophora; Chitonida; Chitonidae
Exons: 30
Coding region: 1-5052 (1683 amino acids)
Molecular function (GO): calcium ion binding
Source: RefSeq, a predicted model, not a curated record